Pisolithus orientalis is the source of this 2658-nucleotide messenger RNA. Its product is annotated as P-loop containing nucleoside triphosphate hydrolase protein. The record is from RefSeq and is a predicted model, not a curated record. Gene Ontology annotation, cellular component: nucleus. Lineage: Eukaryota; Fungi; Basidiomycota; Agaricomycetes; Boletales; Pisolithaceae. The transcript is spliced from 3 exons. Gene Ontology annotation, biological process: ribosome biogenesis. Bases 7 to 2481 code for a protein of 824 amino acids. Gene Ontology annotation, molecular function: nucleic acid binding; RNA helicase activity; ATP binding.
CACACCAUGGACGAUGGGCUGGUGCUGAAUCUCACUGCGGACACGACCACGUCACUCAGGUUACCAGUGUCAAAAGAAAAAUCGCGGCGCUGGACGGACAGGGUAAAGGCUAAGAGGGUGCUUAAGCGCAAACUUAGGACACCCAAAGCUGCUGAAUCUGCUGUUCAAAGUCAUGAGGAUGAGGAGUCCCACUUCGAGGACGAAGCCGUGUCUCCUCGCCCACUGAAGCGGUUGCAUUUGGAUAAACAACCCCAUCCCGUCGUCAAUCCUGCUGACGGCCGGUCAAAACCAUCAACGCAGAUCAUAUCCUCGCUGUUCUCUCACAACCCAAAAAUCGAUAUUCCGCCGUCCACGGCUGGUCCAAAGGCAAUUUACAAGCCAAGUAAUGCACCUUUAACGAACGCCUCAGGUUUUGCUGAGCUCGGCCUUCACCCACUUCUCGUUGCUCACUUGGAGGACAAAAUGGGGGUUUUGAAGCCAACUUCUAUUCAACGCGCUGCCAUUCCCGCAUUCACUCGUUCCCCAGACUUGGCUGACAGAGAUUUAUUUAUCCAAUCACAGACAGGUUCAGGCAAGACCCUCUCGUUCCUCCUGCCCAUCAUUCAUGAUCUUUUACCGCUGAGCACACAUUCCUACAUCGAUCGUUCCAUUGGCACACUUGCAGUCAUCAUUGCACCUACUAGAGAACUUGCGAAACAGAUAUCAAAUGUCCUCGAAUCACUCCUCAAACUCAAACUUCGCCCAGAAACAGAGUUAGAGGAGGCAGAAGAUUCCGUGCGGUACACGCGCUGGCUUGUGUCCGGGUUACUAUCAGGGGGUGCUACUAAAACACACGAAAAAGCGCGUCUGAGAAAAGGUAUCCCGAUACUCGUGGCGACACCCGGACGACUGCUUGAUCACCUGCAGAAUACAUCAUCGUUUAACGUGGGAAAAUGCAGAUGGCUAGUACUUGAUGAAGCUGAUCUCCUGAUGGAGCUUGGAUUUGAAAAGACCAUCCAGGGAAUUAUUCAGGGUUUGGAUGGUCGGCGCAGGCUGGCCGUACAAGCUAUGAAGGAGGGCAAGAGUUUGGAAGUCGGUAGUUGGGAUUGGGAACAGCGCAGGCGGACGAUCCUUUGCUCGGCAACUAUACGAGAUGACGUCCAGAAGCUCGCGGGGACGGCUUUAAUGAAUCCGACUAUGAUCACCGCCUUUGAUGAUAAGCAACGAUCCGAGGAGAAUGUGUCUGCCGGCGGCGGACUGCCUGCGGGGUCGACCAAAUUUACUCCCCCAUCCCAGUUGGCUCAGAAAUACGUUGUGGCACCUCUCAAGCUGCGGCUUGUCACUCUCGUCGCCCUCCUCCGUUCGGUUCUUGCGCAGAAUCAGGCAAAAGAGGGGUGUAAGGUUAUUGUAUUUCUGAGCUGUACCGAUUCCGUAGAUUUCCACUGGCAACUGCUGGGAGGAACGUCGAUGGGAGGGGAUGAUGCCAACGGUGAUGAUUCCGACUCGGAGGGCGGCAAUUCGGGCGGGGAGGAGAAAGUCGCAGGAUCUGAUUUAGCAGGCGAAGAGGUCGCAAUGAGGUCACCGCUCCUACCAGAUACACUUAUAUUCCGGUUGCAUGGAUCUCUGCCUACUCCGAUGCGACUCGAGUCUCUGCGCGGAUUUUCGUCGACGAAAGGGAAAUGUCACGCGAGAUCAUCUGUACUACUCUGCACCUCCGUCGCCUCGCGCGGCCUCGAUCUUCCUCUCGUUCGAGCGGUCAUACAAUAUGACCUUCCCACCGAAGGUGGCGUCACGGAAUAUGUGCAUCGUGUUGGUCGGACAGCCCGGGCAGGGAAAGGAGGAGAAUCAUGGAGUUUAGUUGCGCCUAGCGAAUCCGAGUGGGUCGAGUGGGUUCAGGAGAAGAUGCGGCAUAAUCUUCAGGAUUCAUCGUCAGAUACCCAGGGCACGAAAGUUACCUUGGAGGGCACCAGUGUGGAAGACCUUCUUGCCAAAGGACUCGGUGGCAAAGGUUCGGAGUAUGAGUCGCGUGCUACCGACGUUCAGCUUGCUUUUGAAAGAUGGGUGCUGCGACGAAAGGAGCAUACGGAACUCGCACGGAAGGCCUUCCUAUCACACAUGAGGGCGUAUGCGACACACCCUGCGAACGAGAAGCACAUCUUCCAUGUCCGGAAUUUGCAUAUUGGACAUCUUGCGAAGUCGUUUGCGCUGCGGGAGGCCCCAAAGAGCAUUACGGGGAGCGAUAGGAAGGCCAAGUCAAGAGCCCAGGCUACUGAUAAAGUUCAAUCUAAAACUGACAGGGCAGCAAACGCGAUACGCGCGACAUCCAGCAGCCUCCACCUUUCUCAGCGGGCUGGUAACGCGGAAGCACGGAUGAAGGAGGUUGUCCGAACACAAGGAAGGAUGUCGAAGAAAGGUGGUAAGAUGAUGAGCAGUGGCAUCGACGAGUUUCAGAUUGCUUCUGGGGCCACACUGGAAAAACUCGUACAAGGACAUGUAUCAUGAUGACAUCUAGCUACGCUACACUGUAAUUACCUCGAUCGGACAUCUCGUAGGCAAAGCGCGUGCAGCGGAAAUAUCGCGGGUUGCGAGGCCUCGAGCUCUAUUUCUCGUCGUGCCCUGGCUAGGACGUGCGUCGAUUCGUACCACGACUGGCAAUAUUCCGCAUUCCGUGAGAACAGG